GGAUAAUUAAAAUAUCUAAUAAAAUUUCAUAUCUUCAUAAGUAAAUGAUUAGCUUUAUUGGUAAAAAUCAAAUUAAAUAGUUUUUUAGUCUCAAUUUUAAUAUAAACAGAUAAUAUAAUAAACAAUUAAAAUAUCAUUAAAAAGCAUAAUCCUAGUUUGAAGGAAAAAGUAAUCAAAAUAUAAUUAAAAUAUAUUAGCAAGAAUAAUAAAGACACCUAUUUUACUAAGGAUAGUAUUCAUUUAAUAGAUUAAGAGCUUGUGCAAGAAGGAUGGAAAUAGAAUCUGAUAUUAAAAUUACUUUAAAUGAAAAAGAAAAGUAAUUAUUUGACUUUUUACUAGAAUUUGUUAAAGCCAAAAAUAUAUAAGUAGUACUUCGUUCAGCUGGAGGUUGGGUUCGUGAUAAGAUUUUAGGCUAAGAAUGUCAUGAUAUUGAUAUUACAUUAGAUACUAUGACUGGUGAGUAGUUUAUUAACUUAUUGAUUGACUACCUCAAGGAAAAGGGUUAGGAAGACCUUAUAUCAGGUCAUGGUGUUAUUAAAAGUAACCCUGAUAAAUCUAAGCAUUUAGAAACAGUCACUUUCAAAAUUUUUGGAUACGACAUUGAUAUCGCUAAUUUAAGACAUGAAGAAUAUACAAAAUCUAGAAUUCCUACUAUGAAAUUUGGUACUCCACUUUAAGAUGCUGAAAGAAGAGAUUUAACAAUAAAUUCAAUGUUCUACAAUAUUAAUACUUGUUAAAUAGAAGAUUUUACAGGUAAAGGUCUUAGUGAUCUUUAAAACAAAAUCAUCAGAACUCCAUUAGAUCCUACAUAAACCUUUAUUGAUGAUCCCUUGAGAAUUUUGAGAACAUUUAGAUUCGCAACAAAGUAUUCUUUUUCAAUAGUUCCAGACAUUAUUGAAGCACUUAAAUAAGAAUAAAUAAGAAUUAGUUUAGAAGAAAAAGUUAGCAGAGAAAGAAUAAGAACUGAGCUUGAAAAAAUAUUGAAAGAUAAGAAUGUGGAGAUAGGAUUGAACUUAAUAUUCUAAAAUAAUUUAUGGUCAAUUGUAUUCUAGAUGCCAGAUAAAUGUGACGAAUUGAAAGAUAAAGUGUUCUAUGAUUAAAAAUAACUAGAAUCAUAUAACCUUGCAAUCAGAUCAGUUUAAGAACUAAAAACUGUAUAAGAUAUGCCCAUUUUAUCACAGGACUUCUAAUAAUAAGAUGUUUAAUUAUUAUUCUUAAUGUCUGCUAUUUCUUUCCCAUUCGCUAAAAUUUAGUAUAAAAUUAAUAAAACAAUAAUGUCUCUUCCUCAAUAUUUAGCUUUUGAAUCCCUUAAAUUCCCUGAUAAAGCCUUGAAGGUUUGCACUAUUAUAACUCAAACUUGUGAAAAUGCUCUCAAGAUUUAAGAAAUUAUUAAGAAAAAUUUCGAUGAAGAAUUUAAUAAUAUAGCUCAACUAAUUAAAAAGCUAGGAAAUACAUGGGAGCUCGCGUUUUCUAUUGCUAGAAUAAGUGACUCUAUCUAAUUCAAGGAUGAAUUUUCCUCAAGUUAUGAUAAGUUAAUUGAGUUUAUUUAUUUUAACAAAAUCGAAAAAGUAUAUGCAAUGAAACCUUUAAUUGACGGUAAAGAAAUUAUGGGAAUAUUUGAACUGGAUAAGUAAGGCCCUGUUGUAGGAAAAAUUAAUACAAACAUCUUUCUUUGGUAAGCUAAAAAUAUGGAUAAGUAGAAGGAUGACUUAAUAGCAGAAAUAGUUAAAAAUAAAUAAAAGUUUAUGUUAUGAUUCUUAAUUAUCAAAAAUAAAAAUAAUUUAUUUCAAUAUUUUUUAUUAAUUCUAACAAUUUUGUCUAUCUAUAUAUUAAAUUAUUUUAUUUAUUUUUAUGAUUUCUCUUUAAUAUUUGAUUGAAUUUAUCAGAAAAUAAAGCUUAAAUUUUCAUAAA
Tetrahymena thermophila SB210 is the source of this 1911-nucleotide messenger RNA. RefSeq names its product poly(A) polymerase, putative. Gene Ontology annotation, molecular function: RNA binding; ATP:3'-cytidine-cytidine-tRNA adenylyltransferase activity. Lineage: Eukaryota; Ciliophora; Oligohymenophorea; Hymenostomatida; Tetrahymenidae. The record is from RefSeq and is a predicted model, not a curated record. The transcript has 7 exons. Gene Ontology annotation, biological process: tRNA 3'-terminal CCA addition.